This is a messenger RNA of Blastomyces dermatitidis ER-3, 531 nucleotides long. RefSeq lists its product as uncharacterized. NCBI's taxonomy places the organism in Eukaryota, Fungi, Ascomycota, Eurotiomycetes, Onygenales, Ajellomycetaceae. The record is from RefSeq and is a predicted model, not a curated record. The transcript has a single exon. Bases 1 to 531 code for a protein of 176 amino acids.
AUGCUCUGUAUUUCGACAUAUCGCACUGCAAGAAUUCCUCACAAGUUUCCUUCCCUCUACCGAGUACUAUCUUACGCGAGAACAAUGGCAACCAUCACCCGCCGUGUCACUGACCCGUCUGGCAUAGCCUCACAUUUUAUCACAACCUUGGAGGACAUGAAAGGCGAGGUGGAACACCUUGAAAGGAUUAAAAACGUCCUUGACGAAUUCCCCAUCGAAAUAUGCAAUGAUGACACCACCAAACCUCAACCCACUGCCUCUCAAACACUUGAAAAUCUUCAGGAAAUGGUCCAGGAAGCCAUAAAAUACCGAAAACGCAGCAUGGAUAAAACGGAAGUUACGCUCAAAGAACUCUGCAACACCAGCGAUGUCGAUGCCAAAGUUAUAGCCCGAACGUUUGAAUACCUCCAGUGCCAUCAAGCCGACCGAUGUGAAAUGGAACAUCAACAUCUUGAGAGCCAUCGCACCUACCGAAGCGAAUCCGAAAAGGAAUGCCAUGGCAGCAGUGAGGCGGAAAAUGAGCGCAUCUAA